This is a messenger RNA of Lodderomyces orthopsilosis Co 90-125, 5574 nucleotides long. RefSeq names its product ATP-dependent RNA helicase. The coding region runs from base 1 to 5574 and encodes 1857 amino acids. Gene Ontology annotation, cellular component: nucleus. The record is from RefSeq and is a predicted model, not a curated record. Gene Ontology annotation, molecular function: nucleic acid binding; ATP binding. NCBI's taxonomy places the organism in Eukaryota, Fungi, Ascomycota, Pichiomycetes, Serinales, Debaryomycetaceae. The transcript has a single exon.
AUGACAGACUACGACGAAACCUACGAUGAGUUUCUUAAUAGAAUACGAAACCACUUGCUUGAUGCAAGCCCUGACAUUAUAAACUCAGCGGUGGAAAUUUUAUUAGACAUAUUAGGAUCUGAUAUAAGCGUGACGACCAAGAGAAAAGAAACCAAUGAGCUUCUAAGUAGUGCUAUUGGUGACGAGGAGUUGGGGGAAUUGGUAAACUUAGCAACGAGUUACAAGGCUAUGCUACUGAAAUAUCGUGGGUCGGAAAAGGAUGAAACAAGGGCAAUUGCGAUUGAAGUAGAAGAGUCCGAUGGAGAAGAGCCUGAAGCGGCAUCUGAAGAAGAAGAAGAGGAGGAGAAGGGGGAGGAGGAAGAAGAAGAAGAAGAAAAUCCUAUCAUUGUCGAUAGGGUGUACGACUGGAAUACUUUCAAAGAGGAGGUUUCCGAAGCAGAAAAUAUAUACGAAGCGUUACGUGACAGAAACCUAACUGAUAAAAUCCUUGCAAAGCGUUUCCCCAAAGUGGAAUUGCACAAGAUAUUACAAAACCGAUGGAGAAUAGUGUACUCAAGAAGCCUCGCGACAGGCGAUAAAGCUCAAACAAUCCAAGAAAUGCAAAAUUAUCACCUCAAUGAGCUCAUCUUGGAGCUAUUAGGAAAAAAGGAUGCUGAGCAUACAAUCAAACAGCUACGAAAACGAGUACUUUACGAAGAGAAAGAUGGAGGUGACUUGAAAGUAACAUUACCAAAGGGGACCUACCAGGAGAAAAUGGCCAACUAUGAUAUCAUUACUGUCCCUCCAAGUGCUGCUCCACCUAACGAUGACGAGCUCCUACCUGUUAGUACAUUACCCUCAUGGGCACAGGAAUCAUUCCCAAGUAAUGAAACUUCAACGUUCAACCGAAUACAGUCUAAAAUCUACCCAAUGGCUUUUGAAUCUGAUGAUAAUUUAUUAAUUUGUGCACCAACAGGUGCUGGUAAAACUAAUGUGGCAAUGUUGACCAUGUUGCGCACUAUCGAAAAUUAUCGUUCUAAUAAUCACAUAGAAGGAAACAAGUUCAAAAUUGUAUAUAUUGCGCCACUAAAAGCCUUGGUUCAAGAACAGAUGAGAGAGUUCCAACGAAGGUUAACUUCUGCAUAUGGGUUGGUGGUGAAUGAAUUAACCGGUGACUCUUCAUUAUCACAACAACAGAUAUCAGAAACAAACGUGAUUGUCACCACGCCGGAGAAAUGGGAUAUCAUUACAAGAAAAGAUCAUGACUAUCUAAAGUUAAUUAAGUUGUUGAUCAUUGAUGAAAUACACUUGUUGCAUGAUUUGAGGGGACCGGUAUUGGAAGGAAUAGUGUCAAGAGUCGUACGUACAGGUGAGGAUAUUAGAAUUGUUGGGUUGUCUGCAACAUUACCCAAUUAUCUUGAUGUUGCAAAGUUCAUUCGUGCAAGUGACAAGGGAGUAUUCUAUUUUGAUUCAAGUUAUAGACCGUGCCCAUUGGAGCAAAAGUUUGUUGGAAUAAAGGAGCAAAAAGCGUUAAAGAAAAAAAUUGCCAUGAAUGAAGCAUGUUUAGAGCAGACAUCUAAUGUUUUGAAGCGCAAUCAACAGCUAAUCAUUUUUGUACACCUGCGAAAUGAAACUGCUGCUACUGCAGAAUACUUAGUGGAAGGUUUGGCAAACCUGGAUACGGAAAUCAUCACAGAAAUCAGCACUCGCGAAAUCCUACAACAAGAGAGUGAUAGGGUGACUAAUGUGAAAUUGCAAAGACUCUUGAUUUCAGGUAUUGGUGUUCAUCACGCUGGAUUAAACAGAGAUGACAGAACAUUGGUAGAAGAUCUUUUUGCUCAGGGCCAUUUAAAGGCCCUUGUUUCCACAGCCACAUUGGCGUGGGGUGUGAAUUUACCUGCACAUACAGUGAUUAUCAAAGGAACCGAAGUGUACUCACCAGACGCCGGGAACUGGACCCAGUUAUCUCCACAAGAUGUAUUUCAAAUGUUGGGAAGAGCAGGUCGUCCGAGGUAUGACAGGAAUGGUGAAGGUAUAAUCAUUACAUCUCAAGACCGAAUACAAUACUACCUUGCUAUUUUGAAUCAGCAGUAUCCAAUUGAGUCGCAAUUAAUGACCAAAUUAAUUGACAAUGUCAAUGCAGAGGUGGUUUCUGGUACUAUCUCCUCAUUGAAUGAUGGUAUAGACUGGCUAGGCUACACUUACUUGUACGUGCGGAUGGUGCAAUCACCAAAAUUGUAUGGAGCAGAUUCGCUCACCAAUGAGGAGAAUCCAACGUUCUAUGUACGAAGACUUGAGUUGAUAAAUGCUGCUUUUUCAGUUCUACAUGAAAAAAAAUUGUUAGUCCAUGAUGGUGGGAAGGUAGUCUCCACAGAGCUCGGAAAAAUCGCUUCCUACCAUUAUAUCAGCUACGAAACAGUGGCCAGGUAUAAUCAGUUAUUGAAACCUUGGCACACGGAAGGCGAUAUUAUUAGAGUGUUUGCUCACUCUGACGAAUUUCAAUUCAUACCCAUUAGAAGGGAAGAAAGAUUGGAAAUACACAAGCUUAUGGAAAAAUGUCCUAUCCCGAUCAAGGAACUUCCUACGGAACCACUUACUAAGAUCAACAUUCUAUUGCAAACGUAUAUAUCGAGGCUCAAUCUUGAAGGGUAUGCCUUAAUCUCCGACAUGAUCUACAUCAAGCAAUCUGCAUCGAGAUUGUUGCACGCUUUGUACGAAAUAGCAUUGCUUAAAAAGUGGUCAUCACUUGCAAAAACAAUACUCGGUUUAUCAAAAAUGGUGAGCAAUCGUCUUUGGGCAAGUGAUUCUCCAUUAAGACAGUUUGGUUCACUAGCCCCAAAGUCGAUAAUCAAAGCUUCAGAAGCAUCCCAUUUGCCAUGGAUUCAAUAUUUCCACUUGACAACCGAGGAGUUGGCUGAAGUGUUGAACUUGCGUGGAAAUGCCCAACAGGCGUGGGAUCUCGUUCAUUCAUUUCCUCGCAUUGAGCUUAAUUAUACAGUUCAGACCAUUACUGAUGAGUAUGUGAGGUUGAGAAUUGAAGCGAUUCCAAAGUGGAACUGGUUGAGCAUUCAUGGAAGACAGGAGUCAUUCGAUUUGUUUUUGGAAGAUUGUGAUGGCAAUGAGCUUAUACACUAUCAACAAUUUCGUGUUCGCAAGGAGGAAAUCGACCAGCCACACGUACUUGAGUUUCAAUUCAAGUUAAAGCUGCCUCAACCCCCAAACUUGCUACUUUCGUUUGUGAGUACCAAGUGGGUCAAUUGCACAUCAAAAAUACCGAUCAUAACAGAUUUGAUUACACCAAAAGAUAGAUCAUACUUUGUCGAACGUGGGGAGCGAACUGUUGCAUUAAAUGAGUUUAAAGAACUCAGCUUAGAAGAGGACAAGAUAUCAAGUGAGAUAUAUGAGGCAAUUUGUGACGAAGAAAACAUCUUAAUCGGAAUCAGUCCCGGAGAGCAAAAAGCUAUAUGUCCGGAGUUGGCAAUUGCUCAGCACUUGCGUCGAUCAAACAAGAGAAUUGUCUACAUAAACCCAAAUGAAGACAUAGUUGGCGCCAGAUUCAAAAAGUGGUCAAACAAGAAAGACCUGGUUUGCAAAUUAUCUGGUGAUUUGAAAAAGGAUGCCAAAGCAUUCAAUGCCAAUAGAGUAAUUACAUCAACUCCUGGUCUGUUUUACUCACUCUGCAAGCGUUGGAAAAGUCCAAAGGCAAUCAAAACGGUUCAGCUAAUUGUACUUGAUGAUCUUCAUGAACUUGAGACUAAUCCUGUUUACGAAUUUAUGCUUACCAGGAUAAAAGUUUUGCAAUCGCAUGCAGACGAUAUCAACGUUCGACUCGUUGGGAUUUCUUAUCCAUUAUUGAAUUCCCGUGACGUGGCACUGUGGCUAAACGUUUCAAAAGUUAAUAUAAUCAAUUACCCUUCUUCGGUGCGUGACAACAACAUUGAGGAGAUAAAUUUCAGGGAGGAUAAGAAUUGGGAUAUUAAUGACCGCCGGACUAUCGUAUUUGCAGGAACAAAUAGCGAGGCAGUUAAAAUUGCUCAAAGGUUUCCCCAACACAAUUCAAAGAAUCUACGUAAGUACAUUGACAGUGUGGAAAACAAGCUACUCAAAGAUGCGAUUGGGAAUGGUGUUGCAAUCUUUUUAAACGAGUUUUCCAAAAAGGACAAAGCGAUUGUAUCUAAUUUAUUCAGGGCUGGAAGUAUAUUGCUGAUUGUCACUACCAGGGAUGCAGUUCAUCUUGCACCUUCUGCUGACGUUAUUAUCAUUGAAGGGACCCAGUACUAUGAUGGCUAUGAACACCGUGACGUUAGUUACAGCAUGGUUGACAUUUACAACAUGGUUGGCCAUUGUCAAAGUACUUCAGGAUAUGUUUAUAUUCAAACGACGAGUGAAGCGGCUACUUUUUACUCAUCUUUUAUCAAUUUUGGUAUUCCUUUAGAAAGUCUGUUGGAUUCCACAAUCUACGAGUUUUUCAUCGAUGGUAUUGCACAUGGUUUGUUAAAACUGAGACAGGAUUGUAUUGAUCUCUUGACCCACACGUUCUUUUACAAAAGGUUAUUGAGCAAUCCUAGCUAUUAUGGGUUGAGAAAUCUUUCUUCGAUUGCUGUAUCUGAAUACUUAUCCAAUUUGAUUGAAGAUUUGAUGGACGAUUUGAUCAAAGGCGACUUUGUUGAAGAGGAUGAGGAAGAGACAAUAAUGCCUUCCAACAAGGCCUUGAUUACAUCACAUUACGAGUUAUCCUUUGAAACAUUAAAUACAUUGAGCACCUUGAAUGAGAAGAGUAAGCUUAAGGACAUCCUCCUUGCAGUGACCAGUGCUGCUGAAUUUGAAACAUUACCAAUAAGAAAAUCAGAUGAGUUGUUAUCUACUAUUGCGAGAAAAAUGCCCUUGAAAAAUGCUUCGACAAUGACACCAUUUUACAAGUCCUUCAUCCUAGCCCAGGCGUUUAUAUCGAGAGUGAAUUUGCCAUUUGAAUUAAAGUAUGACCAAGAGAAGGUAUUGAAGCUCUUCGUUCGCGUGUUGAAUGCAAGCGUUGAUGUCUUGUCAGGAGAGGGCCACUUGAGUGCGAUGUUGGCAAUGGACUUGUGGCAGAUGGUGUCACAACAAGUUUGGUCGUUUGAGAAUCACUUGAAACAAGUUCCAAAAUUCAAUGAUGCAAUCCUCACGCGUUGUAAGGAGCACAAGGUUGAGACUGUCUACGACAUCAUGAGUGUAGAUGAUGAUGAAAGAAACGAGGUACUUCAAUUGAAAGAUGAUGAUUUGAACGAAGUAGCUAUGUUUGUCAACCUGUACCCAAAUGUCAAACUAUCUUAUGAGACGUUGUCUCAAGGAUCAAUUAGUGUGUUGCUAGAACGAGACGAGGAGUUGGACUCUUUGGAUGCUGUAUGUAGGUUGCCAUUCACAAAAGAGGAGAAUUGGUGGGUAGUUGUCGGACUGCCUCUGUUAAAUCAAUUAUACGCUAUAAAGAAGACACAGAUAAGAAAUCUCGAACAAAGAUUACAAAUCGAGUUUGAAAGCCCCGACUCAAUUGAUGACCUUACAUGCUGGGCUAUCUGCGAUUCGUACUUGGAUGCCGAUAAAGAGGUGCAAAUAUCGUAA